AUGGCACCGGCACUUACAGACGCCCUCCCAACAGCCCCGCAUAAGCUCGGCCCUAUUUCCAAGGACAUCUUCCCAGAUGGCUUGAAAACAACCGGCCAACACCCUCCUCUCUAUAACGAAAUCGUCUCCUUUGAUCAGUUCCCGAAGCAGAUUACAGGUCCGACGGUCUGGAAGCCUGAGGAUUAUCGCGAGAGUCCAGAGAAGUGGACGCAUACAUUCGAUGAGGAACAAGUCGCCGAGCUGAGUGCUGCGGCGGAUGCGUUCCUUGCGUCCAAGACCCCGUUGACUGGUAUCUCGAAGAGCAAUUUCCAACUCCCCAAUCUAGCAGGCUACCUCCACAAGCUGCGCGCCGACCUGAUCGACGGCAAGGGAUUUAUUCUCUUCAAGGGCUUCCCUGUGCAGAAAUGGGGUAACCACAAGUCCGCCGUGGCAUACAUGGGUCUGGGAACCUACCUCGGCUACUUCGUCAGCCAAAACAGUCGCGGUCAUGUCCUCGGCCACGUCAAGGACCUCGGCGAGGAUUCAACCCAGAUCGACAAGGUCCGAAUCUACCGCACCAAUGCUCGGCAAUACUUCCACGCCGACGACUCAGACAUAGUCGGCCUCCUCUGCAUCGCCAAAGCCCUCGAAGGCGGCGAAAGCGACCUAGUCUCCUCGCACAACGUCUACAACACGCUCGCCACCGAGCGACCAGACGUGCUCAAAACCCUCACCUCCCCAAUCUGGUACUUCGACCGCAAAGGCGAAACCUCCACCGGCCAAGAAGAAUUCAUCCGCACAAGCGUCAUCUACCUGGAACGCAGCGAAGCCGAAACAGGCGUCCAGCCGCGCGUCUACACAAAAUGGGAUCCGUACUAUGUGCGCUCGCUUGGUCGUUUCAGUGAUGCGGGCAUCAUCCCCCCGCUGAGCGCUGAACAACUCGAGGCAUUGAAGGUUCUGGAGGAAACGUGUGUCAGGUUGAGCUUGCAUAUGGUGUUGGAUAUUGGUGAUAUUCAGUUCCUUUCUAAUGCGCAUAUUCUCCAUGCGCGCACUGCUUAUACCGACCACGCGCCGCCUAGGCCUCGUCGGCAUUUGAUGCGGCUUUGGUUGGCGACGCCUGAGGAGGAGGGCGGCUGGAGGUUGCCUUUUUGGGAUAGUAAUGAGAAGAAGAGGGGUGGUAUUCAGGUUGAUGACCAGGCGCCUGUGGCGCCUUUGGAUGCUGAGUAG
Messenger RNA from Penicillium nucicola, 1206 nucleotides. Its product is annotated as TauD/TfdA family dioxygenase. The transcript is spliced from 3 exons. Gene Ontology annotation, molecular function: oxidoreductase activity. Lineage: Eukaryota; Fungi; Ascomycota; Eurotiomycetes; Eurotiales; Aspergillaceae. The coding region runs from base 1 to 1206 and encodes 401 amino acids. The record is from RefSeq and is a predicted model, not a curated record.